Messenger RNA from Prosopis cineraria, 1573 nucleotides. Its product is annotated as fasciclin-like arabinogalactan protein 2. The transcript has a single exon. Gene Ontology annotation, cellular component: plasma membrane. The record is from RefSeq and is a predicted model, not a curated record. NCBI's taxonomy places the organism in Eukaryota, Viridiplantae, Streptophyta, Magnoliopsida, Fabales, Fabaceae. Bases 21 to 1235 code for a protein of 404 amino acids.
UCCCUUCACGCCAUUACACCAUGAAGCUUCUCACUACCACUUCUCUUGCUCUUUCCUUCACCUUCCUCAUCCUUCUACUCCUUCCCUCCAUUUCUCAAGCACACAACAUCACCACCAUUCUCGCCAAACACCCUGAAUUCUCCACCUUUAACCACUAUCUCUCUGCCACCCACGUCGCCGCCGACAUCAACCGCCGCCAGACCAUCACCGUCCUUGCCCUCGACAAUGCCGCCAUGUCAUCCCUCCUUGAAAAACACCUCUCCAUCUACACUCUCAAAAACGUCCUCUCCCUCCAUGUUUUGGUCGAUUACUUCGGCGCCAAGAAACUCCACCAGAUCACCAACGGCACCACUUUAGCUUCCUCCAUGUUCCAGGCCACCGGUGCCGCUGCCGGAACUGCCGGUUACGUCAACAUCACUAACCUCAAAGGUGGGAAAGUGGGGUUUGGAGCUGACAACACUGACGGCGGCGCUCUUCAUUCCUUCUAUGUGAAAUCUGUGGAUGAAUUGCCGUACAAUAUCUCUGUUUUGCAGAUAAGCCAAGGUCUCACUUCUGCUGACGCCGAAGCUCCGACAGCAGCGCCGACUCAGGUCAAUCUAACCUCAAUCAUGGCGAAGCAAGGCUGCAAAGCCUUUGCUGAUCUGUUGAAGGUUUCCAAGGCGCUUUCUACUUUCGAGGAAAACAUUGAUGGCGGGUUGACAGUGUUUUGUCCAACCAACAACGUUGUCAAUGGUUUCUUGCCAAAGUACAAGAACUUGACAGAGGCUGAUAAAGUGGCAUUGUUGUUAUAUCAUGGGAUUCCUGUGUAUGAGUCCUUACAAAUGUUGAAAUCCAAUAAUGGGAUUGUCAACACUCUGGCUACCGAAGGAGCUAAAAAGUAUGAUUUCACAGUGCAGAAUGAUGGAGAGAUUGUGAAGUUGGAAACAAAAGUUGUGACAGCAACACUAGUAGGGACAUUGAUAGACCAGGACCCUUUGGUUGUGUACAAGAUUAACAAGGUGUUGUUGCCUAGAGAGCUGUUUAAGGAAACUCUUGCACCUGCAGAAUCACCUGAGCCAGCAAAGAAGAAGAAGAAGGGAGAUUCGUCGGCUGACUCGCCGGACGCUGAUGCCCCGGAGGCCGAUGUAGAAUCAGAUAAGGCUGAUGACAGUAAUAGGACAAGUGGGUUAUGUGGAGGGGCAGUCAAAUUCUUCAUGGUUUUGUUGAGUUUGGCUAUGGGGGUUCUGGUUCUAUGAUUGCAUAUUGAAAAGAAGAUGAUUCUCCGUGUCGGUUUACAGCUGUAUGGUCAUGUGAGAGAAUUGAUUUAAUUUGUGGCGAAAAUAAAAACAAUGAGACCCACAUGAUGGAUUGGAGCUUGCAGGUGCUCUGUCUUUUUCUUUUUUUAAUUUUUAAUGGUUCUAUAUUUGUUUAUACAUUCGUUUGUAAUUUAUGGGAUUUGUCAUUUUCGGUGCGGAUGGAUGGAAUCCAGAUUGUACGUGCUAGCAAUGCAUAGAUAUAUGUACAAGUUUUUUUUUUUUUAAGCAAAAAUAUGUAUAAGUUUACUUUGACAGAUAUUAGUGGCUUUUUCUCAAAA